Messenger RNA from Magnolia sinica, 983 nucleotides. RefSeq lists its product as uncharacterized. NCBI's taxonomy places the organism in Eukaryota, Viridiplantae, Streptophyta, Magnoliopsida, Magnoliales, Magnoliaceae. The record is from RefSeq and is a predicted model, not a curated record. Gene Ontology annotation, cellular component: cytosol. The transcript has 2 exons. Bases 1 to 819 code for a protein of 272 amino acids. Gene Ontology annotation, molecular function: protein-folding chaperone binding.
AUGUAUGCCUUUCGUUUCUUUAAAAUCGGUAGCGACAAAGACAAAGGCAACGACAAUGGAGGAUCGAAGGGUGGUGAUGAUAAUGGCGGAUCCAAGGGUGGCAGCAUUGAUUUAUCGAGAGGUGGCAGCAUUAAUGAUAUUUCAACAGGCAAAACUCCCAAGCAUCGAAGCACGGACAAUACCUUCACGUCCCGUACUCCCAGCCUCUUCCGAAGUACCAGUACUAGAGCAGGCGACCCCAUCAUGUUCUCUUAUUCUACCGUUCGAAGGAAGCCUCCACCGGUCGAGAAGACGCUCGAAUGCACACUUGAAGAUCUUUUGCAUGGCUGUGUUAAGAAGAUCAUGCUUACAAGAGAAGUCCUUGCAGAUAAUGGAAUCAUGGUGCAAGAAGAGGAAUUGCUACGUAUAAAAGUAAAACCAGGAUGGAAGGAAGGCACAAAGAUCACAUUCGAAGGGAUCGGCGACGAGCGGCCCGGCAUGCUCCCGGCCGACGUGAUCUUUUCCAUAUCAGAGAUACAACAUCCACUAUUCAAGAGAGAAGGCAAUGACUUAGUUCUCACACUUCAAAUUCCAUUAGUGAAGGCUCUCACAGGGUGCACGCUUUCCAUCCCACUACCUGGUGGGGACAAGAUGAGCUGUUCAUUCAAUGAAAUCAUAUACCCGGGCUACGAAAAGAUCGUGGCGGGCCAUGGCAUGCCGAUCGCCAAAGAGCAUGGCCUGCGGGGCGAUCUACGGAUCAUAUUCGAUGUAGAAUUCCCAAAAAAAUUGAGCGAAAAAAGGCGAAGGGAUGUGUUUAGAAUUCUCCAAGAUGGCGCGUGAUCGCCAUUUUUUUUUUUCUUUUUUGUUUGAGUUUUUUUUUUUUUUUUUGAAUUUUUUUUUCCCGGUAAAUUGUAGCAUGUAUAUGCAUAUAAGUAUUAUGUAACCGUUGCUGAUUAUAUGUGUGUAGAUUUUAAAAUGUGGCCCACUUAAUGUAUGUUUGAGCC